Molecule: messenger RNA, 321 nt
Organism: Pyricularia pennisetigena
Lineage: Eukaryota; Fungi; Ascomycota; Sordariomycetes; Magnaporthales; Pyriculariaceae
Exons: 1
Coding region: 1-321 (106 amino acids)
Source: RefSeq, a predicted model, not a curated record
AUGCGGUUCAUAACAGUUCAUAUCCUUACCCUCCUGGCCCUUGGCGUUUCAGCCACCCCCGUCCCCGCUGACCGUUCCCGAAGGCUGCAAACCGAUGGCUACAGCCCUGCCCAAGAAUUUGAGAGUUGGAGGGGGAGCAGAUUUUCAAAUACCUAUCGGCAGAUGCGGAGCGACGACGAAUUCCGCAAAUUAGAUAAUGAAGCCCAACAAGCUUACAAGAAAGCCGGCGCGACGGAUGGCCGGCGCCCCAGCGACAUUGCGGUUCCACCAAACCUCCGGCACAUUGUGCACAAGGUUGACCCGGGCUAUGAAUCUGACUAG